AGUGGGGGAUGGGGUCGGCCAGGCCCAGGAUUGUGUUGUUUGGCGAUUCUAUCACGCAGCAAUCCUUUGGGCCUGGUGGAUGGGGCGCUGCUCUAGCUCAUCACUACUGCCGCAAGGCGGAUAUUGUGCUUCGAGGCUACAGUGGCUACAAUAGCAGCUGGGCACUUUUCCUCCUACACAAGAUCUUCCCUUCCUCUUUGGAAGAAGACGCUCCACUGGCCGUGACCAUUUUCUUUGGAGCCAACGAUGCCGCUUUGCCCGACCGUGGCAGCUCUCACCAACACGUUCCACUCCCAACUUACAAGACAAAUCUCAAGCGCAUCAUCUCACACCUCAAGGCAGUCUCUAAACGCACACACAUCGUCCUCAUCACUCCUCCUCCAAUUGAUGAGAAAGCUCGUCGGGAGUUUGCUAUAGAUACUUAUGGUCGAGAUGCUCACGAGCUCCCCGAGAGGACGAAUGCAGUGGCCCAGGAGUAUGCCUCGGCUUGCAAGGCCGUAGCUGCUGAAGAGAAUGUAGCUGUCAUUGAUCUAUGGACGCUUUUCCAGGAGAACCACGAUUGGCGAUCGAUCUAUCUCAGCGACGGACUUCACCUUACUGCGGCUGGAAAUGGUGUUGUUUUCGACCAAGUCGUGCAGGCUUUCAAGCUUGCAGGGAUUGCCGAGGCCGAGCUUUCAUUGGACUUCCCGCUUCAUUCUUCUAUAGACAAAGAACACCCAGAGAUUGCUUUUAGUACAUGAUUAUAUUAGAACUUCGUGCCCAACUAUGAAACAUAGAAGAAGAAAACAUCCAGGCCUAUAAGCUGUGCUAAAACUUUGGAAUUUUAUUCCAGGUGAACAGUGUUAUUAAGAAGAAGGCUAUGAAUUAUGAGGCCACCUCCAAAGGUUUUGAGUAA
Selaginella moellendorffii is the source of this 895-nucleotide messenger RNA. RefSeq names its product GDSL esterase/lipase At5g62930. NCBI's taxonomy places the organism in Eukaryota, Viridiplantae, Streptophyta, Lycopodiopsida, Selaginellales, Selaginellaceae. The coding region runs from base 9 to 740 and encodes 243 amino acids. The record is from RefSeq and is a predicted model, not a curated record. Gene Ontology annotation, molecular function: hydrolase activity, acting on ester bonds. The transcript is spliced from 6 exons.